Vigna unguiculata (cowpea) is the source of this 566-nucleotide messenger RNA. RefSeq lists its product as uncharacterized. NCBI's taxonomy places the organism in Eukaryota, Viridiplantae, Streptophyta, Magnoliopsida, Fabales, Fabaceae. The record is from RefSeq and is a predicted model, not a curated record.
ACCUCUUAGCGGAGCUUGAUUAAGAUUACUUAAACCCUUCCGUGUUAAUUGUAUUAAUGCUGAUGAACCAUGGCAACACCAGCACUGGCUUCAAUAGUGCAGCAAGAGCAGCAACAAGGUGAGGUAGAAGCUGUUCCGAGCACUACUACUGGUUCUAGCGCAUGGAAGUCUUCAGGAUCUGUUGCUCCAUUUUUUGCUGUGAUGUCUGUGCUUGUAAUUCUGGCUGUUCUUUCUUGCUAUUUGGGUCGCAAGUGGAAUCGAAGACCCAAAACACCAUUGGAGAGUAUCAGAGGGAGAGGGUUUUCUGGGUGGCUUAAGCGUGUGUGCCGGGAACGUAUUGGCAAUGAUAUUGAAGUUGGGGGUGUUGGGCCCAAGGUCAUGGUUUGUGAUGACCUUGAGGACAUUGAUCAUUGUACAAAUGGUGAACCUGCUCACCAAAACACAACCCAAGUUUCAUGCUAAACUCAAAUUUGUUCGAUUUCAACAUUGUUAAUCACACAUGUCUUGUCAUACUAAUUGUUUUAAAUCAAUCAAGUUUUUUUUUUAAGGGUAGUGACGGAUCUUCA